GCGAAAUCAAUGACCGUUGAUGAUCUUGUUAAAAUUUUACUAUUUUAAAGAAAAAUGAUAAAAAGAUCUUCCAUAAUAUUCCCUUUCACUAAUUUACAUGGAUUUAUUUGCUUUUUGUUUAUGUACGGAAAAGAACCGAAGUUUCCAUUCUUGUAUAUGAAUACCACCUUUUCGAGGCGUGCUAGCUGUUGGUCUGUCGCAUGAAUAUGGAAUGUCCAGCCAAAUAACUGCAACUCAUCUUUCAUUUCUUUAUCAUUCAUCGUUAUCACUUUUCAGGGCUAAUAUUUCUCUCGAGUGUUCUUGAAAAAGUUGCAAUUUGCUGGGGGAUAUGAUGGAGCAGAUGGAGACCACAAUCGAUGAUGAAAAGACGAUAUCCCUAAAAACCAGUAUUCUCUCCAGAUAUGAUGAGGUCUUUCGUGCUCAUACUUUAGAUAUGAAAAAGAUGAAUGAGAAGAUAACUGUUGACUGUGAGAAGUUUCUUCAAUACUAUGAAGAAAGCUGUUCGCAAAUGGAAGCCUCAAGCAAAUCUCUGCAACAACGGGAAUACGAACUUACAAAAAAAGAACUGAAGCUUCAAAAGUCAAAGUCAAAGCAAGAACUCAAGAAGAGACUGCAAGAAAGAUUGUCAUCUUGGAAACAACUAGUCAAAGAAAGCUGCACUUCUAUGAAACUAGCAGAGGGUAUAAAGGAUGAACUAUUGAUCCUUCAAAAGAGAAGAGCUGAACUGGAAUCCCAACUCAAAGCUGAAAGUUAUGAAAGAAAACAAAGAGAGAUUACACAACUUGAGACUGCAUUACAUGCUAUACAAGACGACGACUAUAUAGACCUUGAAGAAAAGAUGAAGAAUUUACAGACCGAAUUGAUACAGAAGAAUGAAAAACUUCAAGAAAUGAAAAACAAGGAAAACUCUUUUCGUGCAGCUAUCCAGACAAAAAAUGAGGAAUUGCAAGAAGCUCGUUGGGAGCUUAUUGAUGGUUUGAAGUCGUACCCAAUUGGAGGUGAUAUAGGAACGAAGAGAAUGGGGUUGGUGGAUUCAAAUCCUUUCUUUGUUGGAUGCACUUCCAGUGUGAAGAAGGAGAAUGCAACUAAAUUGGUAUCACAUUGCAAUGAAGAUCCAAAUUGGCAUCCGUUUACUAAGAUGACAGAUGGAUCUGAGAUUAUCAAUGAAGAAAAUGGGAAGAUGGUUAUUUUGAAGGCGGAAUGCAGUGAUGAACAGCAUCCUGUUUUAACAGCUUUGAUAGAGAGGAAUCGGUAUCACCAACAUGGGAGGGAUUUGAUGGAAGAGCUAUGGAAUUUCAGGGAGAAUAGGGAGGCCACUCUGAGAGAAGGCAUCGAUUACCUUCUUAAAGAAUGGAAGAUUCAUAAGCAAAGGAAAAGGACAAUGGUUGACACAAACAUAAAAGAUGAAAGCCCAAAAUCAAACUUAAGUCCUCAAAAGGAUGUAGAUCAAUCAGUUAUUCCACUGUCAUCUACAUCAAGUAAUAUGGAAGAAGAAGAAGAAGAAGAAGAAGAAGAAGAGGUAGAAUAUGAAGAAGAAGAAGAGAUAGAAGAAGAAGAGGUAGAAGAAGAAGAAGAAGAGGUAGAAUAUUAUGAAGAAGAGAUAGAAGAAGAAGAAGAAGAGGUAGAAUAUUAUGAAGAAGAGAUAGAAUAUGAAGAAGAAGAGGUAGAAUAUGAAGAAGUGAUAGAAUAUGAAGAUGAAGAUGAAGAAACAAACAAGGAAAGUGCUGUGAAAGAAGAUGAGAAGAAAGAUAAAGAAGUAAAAAAAGGUGAGGAAUUAGGUGAGGAUCCAAAGAGUAAAGAAAAGAGGGCUAGUUCUAGGGACAAGAGCACAAAGAAGAGUGUUGUGAAUGGAGAUAAUAAACCAGAAUCAUCAAGCAGAAAAAAAGGUCCAAAGAGGGUUGAAAGCAUGGGGAUGGUGUUCAUGUGUAGUUCAAAAACAAAAACAGAUUGUUUUCGCUACAAGAUUCUUGGACUUCCUGCAAAUAAACAAGAUCAAGUAGCAAAGAUUUAUAAAGGAAUGAGAUUGUUUCUGUUUGAUGUUGAUCUCAGAUUAAUGUAUGGAAUCUUCAAAGCUGCUGGACCCGGUGGUUAUAACAUUGAACCAAAAGCUUUCAAAAAUGAAUUCCCAUCUCAAGUUCGAUUUAGCGUGCUUGAUGAUUGUUUGCCAGUAGCUGAAGAGAAAUUUAAGGAUGUCAUUAAAGAAAACUACUACACACGGAAUAACUUUGAAGGUCUCCUGAAAGCCGAUCAGGUGAAGAAGCUGUGUAUGCUAUUUACAGUUACACAACAGGUUGAAAAUCAUCGAACUAGAUCCGAUGAAAGACGUAUAAGAAAUAGGGAAGAUGAAUCUCGAGACCAAAAAAAACUCAAAAUACGUGAUCAAGAGGAAGAAAGACGUUUUCACCCUCGGUCCUGGUCCCACUCCCCACCACGUAGAGAAAAAAGACGGUACAACGACUAUGAACAGCCGCCUGUUUUGUACCAGCGUGCCACCACCGUCACCGUCAGAUACCUGCCGCCACCGCCACUUCCGGUAGCGUCUCCGGCGACGUCAUACCCCUAUGACCAUCGCGCUUACCGUGAAGAGAUUCGGGAACAGGAGCGGGACCCGUAUUAUGUGUUUUAUCGAGAGGCUCCGGCUCCUACUGUGUAUGCUUUACCACCGGAGUACCACAUUGUAAGUAGAGAGUACCACCAUCCUCCACCUGCAGUCCAACCACCACCACCACCAGCGGAGCAUCGGUUUUCUGAUUACCGUGAUGUUGGGCCACCGCCUGAAUACCGUUCUCAUGAGACACAUUACAGAUAUUAGAGUUUUAUUAAUUAUGCGAAAUGUAGGACAACGUAUUGUAAUGUUUAGCUUUUGGAUUUGGUUAUGGAGGUUUAGUUUUUAACUUGUUGGAGUCACGUAUUAUGAAGAAGAUAUUUGAUUAAAUUUUUUGUGUUGCAGUA
Messenger RNA from Lactuca sativa (garden lettuce), 2952 nucleotides. RefSeq names its product factor of DNA methylation 5. Lineage: Eukaryota; Viridiplantae; Streptophyta; Magnoliopsida; Asterales; Asteraceae. The record is from RefSeq and is a predicted model, not a curated record.